This is a messenger RNA of Moneuplotes crassus, 1750 nucleotides long. NCBI's taxonomy places the organism in Eukaryota, Ciliophora, Spirotrichea, Euplotida, Euplotidae. The record is from the annotation of a GenBank genome assembly.
UGUAAGUUGAGUUUUGAUGGAGUAUUUUGUCUGUUGGCCAGGAUGGUAUUGGGGCUGUUUUGGGGAUGACGGGAGUUAUUUUAUAGAUCGUAGGGAUAUCUUAAUGGAGAUAGAGUCAAGGAAUCGAUUAACACAUAGAAAUAAGAGCCAAGAGAAUGAGAAUUCUUCAUGACUUUAUAAAGAAGAUGGGCUUUUGAAAGUAUAUAAUAAUCAAAAAAUUUUGAACGACUUUGAUUGAUCUGCUAAAAAUCAGUUUAAUAGGCACAUGAAGGCUAAGAGACUCUAAAGGAUACUCUAAACCAGCAAUGAUUAUCCAAAAAAUUAGUUCUGAACGAGAAGAUAUCACUUGCAUCUGGAAAGCACUGCUCAAUUUUGCAUAAAAACAAUAGUCUAGUAGAACCUCCGAUCAUCCAAAGUAUUGGUAGUUCAAUGAAAAUCCAUCACGUCCAGGUUGCUAAGUCUAAGGCUCGAACCUCAAAUCAGAAAGAAGAACACUCUCUCAAAGACGAUAUUCUGCACAAGAGAAAACUAGAACUAGAAGCCAUCAAGUCAUUUAAAAGGAAGAUGCAGGAGAAAUAGACAGCGGGCAAUCAAAGAACUCGAAGAGUUCUUUGACCGCAGCGGCUCUGAUUCCUCUUCCUCUCAAGAUGGCUCAAAUGAGUUCUUAGAAAUAAUUCAACCUAAGAAGAAAAUAGAGAUUUUCUCUAAAGCUGGCCAUCUCAAGCACCGCUAUAGAGAACUUGAGAGUCUCAAAAUUACGAAGCAAAGGAGCCAUGAAGUCCGUUCUAGAGUUACGAAGAAGAAAAGAAUGAAGAUCAACUACGAUGACUAUGAAAUUACCCAUGUCAUCGGCAAAGGUGCAACAGCUGUUGUCAAGUUAGCCACUCAUAACAAAAAGAAGACUAAUAUUGUGUUCAAGAUAUAUGAGAAGAGCCAGCUUGGAAACUCUCAGAUGAAAGCUUUAAGGACAGAAAUUUCAAUUAUGAAGAAACUAGACCAUCCUAAUAUCAUAAAACUCUAUGAUGUCAUUGAAGAUGACGCCAAGAUUAUGCUAGCAAUGGAGUAUCUCUCUGGAGGAUGCCUACGUAACUAUCUUAAGAAGAGGGCUCAUAAGAAAGUCAGUGAGGAAGAGACUAAAAUUUACUUCGGUCAAAUUAUCCAAGCUGUGAAGUACCUACACUCUAACAACAUCUAUCACAGAGAUUUGAAAUUGGAAAAUAUACUUCUAGACUAUAAAUAAAGAUAUCAAAAUUAUCGAUUUUGGGUAUAGUAUUCAAUGAGAGCCUGAAGAUCAACUUGAGGUCUACUGCGGAACAGCCCCUUACAUGGCUCCAGAGAUGAUGAUGAAGCAGCCAUAUUGAGGAAAUCAUGUCGACAUCUGGGCUCUCGGAGUUAUAGUAUACAUCAUGCUAGCUGGAAACUUACCUUUUAAUGGCAAAAAUGAAGAGGAGCUUCGAAAGAAGAUAUGCUGUGGACAGUACAGAAAUCCUACAAAAAUUUCAUUUGAUUGUAAACGAUUUCUUUCAAGUAUUCUAAACUUAGACCCAAUGAAGCGUCCAUCAGCUAACGAUUUGUUCUACGAUCCUUGGAACUCGAGUUUGUUUCAAAGAAAGCCAAUACAAGAAAGAAUGAGGAAGAAUAAAUCUUUCUUAAAACCUAUUCAGAUGGCAAGAAUGCAGAACAUCAAGAAAGGGCUAGCUCUGACACAAAAGAAAGAUCUCAAAAGGAGACUACUCCAGUAUUAGAAUUA